AUGCAAUUUGUUCUUAGCUCUGCGAUAAUAUUUUUUCUAUUGAUUGAACAUAUAGCUUCGAUUAGUUUUCAUUUACCCCUUCAAACAAGAAAAUGUCUAAAAGAAGAAAUUCAUAAGGAUGCCAUGGUAACGGGUGAAUAUGAUAUAACAGUUCUUCCUGGUUUAGUAACUCAUCUCGAUGUAAAAGACACCAAAGGACAUACACUCUAUAAUAAAGAAGAUGCUACGAAAGGCAAAUUUGCAUUUACCACAGAAGAAUAUGAUAUAUUUGAAGUAUGUUUCGAAACGAAAUUACCAGCUGGCCAGCAACAACAUCAUUUAUCUGCUCAACAUACAACAAAAGAAGUGACAAUUAAAAUAAAACAUGGUAUCGAAACUAAAGAUUAUGAUGCAUUAGCUAAAGCAAAUAAACUGAAACCAUUAGAAAUUGAAUUAACUCGUCUAGAAGAUUUAUCAGCAGCAAUUGUGUCUGAUUUUGCAUAUAUGAAACAACGUGAAGAAGAAAUGCGUGAUACAAAUGAAUCAACAAAUAAUAAAGUUCUUUAUUUUUCCAUUUUUUCCAUGUGUUGUUUAUUGAGUUUAGCUGUUUGGCAAGUACUCUAUUUACGACGAUACUUUAAAGCCAAAAAACUUAUUGAUUAA
Rotaria socialis is the source of this 642-nucleotide messenger RNA. NCBI's taxonomy places the organism in Eukaryota, Metazoa, Rotifera, Eurotatoria, Philodinida, Philodinidae. The record is from the annotation of a GenBank genome assembly.